AUGUCAGUUGUGACGAUGUUACCAGAUUGUAAACAUGAAUUAAAAGUAAAUUCAAUGAAUACGCCAACAAGUUCUUCGAAAAGCAUGAACAGCAGUCACUUCACAAUGUCAAGUUCUAAAUUCUCAGCAUUAAAUCGAAGGAAAAACAUUCAACGGAAUCGCGAUCGAAACCCAACUUUAAUCCCCGCUGUCAGUGAAGUCAAGCAGAGAGUAAUUUCCGCUCGAUUGCUACGAUUUAAGCAGCUGCAGAAUCAAAUCGCUGAAGCUCAUCAUCGAAUUUCCGAACUCACAGCUGAAAAUCGAUUACUUAAAUCACUUCAUAAACGUCAAGACUCUGCAUUAACAAAGUAUCAAAGUUCAAGUGCUGAACUUCCCCAACUUUUACAUUCACACGCUGAAGAAGUUCGAAUUUGGCAAACACGUUGUCGCAAUCUUCAACGACAGCAUAAAGAUGUGCUAGGAAAAAUGAAACAGAAAGAAACACAAAUUCUUACCCUCAGUGAUCAAAACAAGCAUCUUCUGCAAUUAAAUAAAGAUAAACAUUUGGAAGAACGUGAAAAACUUACUGAUCGUGUUCGAGAUCUUGAGCAACGCUUGCUAGACAAAGACAAUGACUUGAAGUUGCUGGCAAGACGUUUGCAAUUGGAAACGAAAGCUUUCAAAUCAAAUAUUUACAUGGAACAGCAAAAGUAUCGUGAUUUAGUUCACAAAAUUGAAUUGUCUGAUUUUAUGAUGCAACGAACGAAAGCUGAUGGCGAUAAGAAGUCAUCAAAGGACGUUCGCCAAAACGGACGAUUGAAAUCACCAACACGGGCAUUUUCAUCGAAAUCAGCAACACAACUCAAUAAUGGUGAGGACAAGGAACAAACAACAUUAAUAUUGCCGCCAUGUGAAGGUCAGGAAGUGAAGAAGAAAACGGAUGAAUCCAUCAAAAUCAACUCACCACUACCAAACCUCAACGGCAAUGUCAAAACUGUUCCGGAGAAAGAUGAAAUCGAUAUGACCAAAUCACUAAUCGAUAAAUCUGAGAGAUUUCUUCGCAGUGAACGAUACACUCAAGACAAUGAUGAUUUAGUAGUCUCCGUUCGUAAUGGAAUGAAUCGUGCUCGAUUGUUAAACAAGCCAAACAUAACAAAUGACAAACUCAUCCCAUUGCACCCCAAACAAGACACGAAGAAAUCGAGUGACGACAGUGAAUUGUCUGAUAAUGAUUUUCAAUUGAUUAAUAAUGAAGACAAUGGCACAAAAAUGGUAAUGAUGAGUCUGUUCAAGACACACAAUGCAAAGGAUUUGUUAGAACAUAAAAAGCAUGUAAAUGAAUUGGAGACAAAAUUGAAACAAAGACACAUUCUGACAUCUUCUUCGUCGUCAUCGUCGUUGUCAGAAGAUCCACAAACAAUUGUUAAUGGUAGAGGAGACGGUGAUCUCGCUUACAUUCAACGUGAAAUGACCAUGAGUACUCUUCGCCGUGAAUCAUUCUUGGAUGAAUAUUGUGAGACUCUCGCUGAUGACAAAACUGAAAUUUCUAAACAAAGCACAAUUACGAAGAUUAAAAAAUUGGAAUUUAUAAAGCAGCCACCUGAUAACUCUCCAUCCAUCUUGUCGUCAAAAUCUACAAACUACGUUCAUUAUCACAACAAAACCAAUGGAAAUGCAGUCAGCAACGGCACUCGAAAACAAACCAUUGAUUCGAAGAAGAAAUCGUCACUGUUGGCUGCCAUUAAAAAUAUCGACAAUGACAGCACUGAACGUUGA
This is a messenger RNA of Clunio marinus, 1755 nucleotides long. NCBI's taxonomy places the organism in Eukaryota, Metazoa, Arthropoda, Insecta, Diptera, Chironomidae. The record is from the annotation of a GenBank genome assembly.